Haemonchus placei is the source of this 1866-nucleotide messenger RNA. The record is from the annotation of a GenBank genome assembly. Lineage: Eukaryota; Metazoa; Nematoda; Chromadorea; Rhabditida; Trichostrongylidae.
AUGGAGGAGGCAGAGAAGGUUAAGGUUGUAGUGAGAUGCCGGCCUAUGUCGCAACGGGAACUCAAUCAGGGCCACAAAGUCGCUGUGAGAGUUUCAACGGAGGACAACUCUGUGAUACUGGAACAAGAACCUAGGAGGACGUUUUAUUUUGACGCAGUUUUUCCACCUGACUGUGAUCAAAUGCGUGUAUAUAAUGUUGCUGCAAGACCAAUAGUGGAAAAUGUGCUCAAGGGAUAUAACGGCACCAUUUUUGCAUACGGUCAAACAGGAACAGGAAAAACUUUCACAAUGACCGGUGAUUUGGAAAGGCCAGAGUUGCAAGGAAUUAUACCAAAUUCAUUUGCGCAUAUCUUCGACCAUAUCGCCAAAUGUCAGCAAGAUACCACUUUCCUUGUUCGAGUCUCUUACUUGGAAAUAUACAAUGAGGAGUUACGUGAUUUGCUUGCUAAGGACAGUCACACGUCGAAUUUGGAGAUCAAGGAAAAGGCCGACAUCGGAGUUUAUGUGAAAAACUUGAUUUCAAUAAUUGUUGGAAGUGCUAGUCAGAUGCAAAAACUCAUGGAAUUCGGUAACAAGAACCGUAAAGUUGGAGCGACUCAGAUGAACGAAGAAAGCAGUCGUUCCCAUGCUAUGUUUUCGGUGACGGUUGAAGCCAGCGAAAGAGGCAUGGUUACUCAGGGAAAGUUGCAUCUUGUCGAUCUAGCGGGUAGCGAACGUCAGAGCAAAACUGGAGCCGCUGGAGAGCGAUUGAAGGAAGCAGCUAAAAUCAAUCUUUCGCUGUCUACUCUGGGAAACGUUAUCAGUGCGCUCGUGGACGUAAAAUCUACACAUAUACCCUACAGAAAUUCCAAGCUAACACGCCUGCUGCAAGACUCUCUGGGAGGAAAUUCGAAAACUGUGAUGAUAGCAAAUAUUGGUCCGGCGUCGUACAACUAUGAUGAAACUUUAUCAACAUUACGCUAUGCGAAUCGAGCGAAAAACAUUCAAAAUGUGGCCAGGAUAAACGAAGAUCCAAAAGACGCCCAACUUAGGAAGUACCAACACGAAAUAGAGAUGUUGAGAAAGCAGCUAGCUGAUUCGGAAAUGGACAACGAGAACGAGUCUACUUGGGAACAACGUAUGCAGGAAAUGGAGCAGAAUCUGGAGAAGACCCGAGAAGAAUUGGCUGGAAGAAACGCAGAAGACGAGGAGACGAGAGCUCUCGUCCAACAAAUGCUUGAAAGGGAGGCGGAGCUGAAGCGUGCCAGAGCCGAGCACGCUGAUUUGCGCGCGAAGCUUAGCCAGAUGGAAAGCAGACUCAUUGUGGGUGGAGAAAACAUGCUAGAGAAGGCGGAAGAGCAGGCCAGGCUCUUGGAGGAGAGUAAUCGUGAAUUGGAGUUGUCUCGAACACAGGAGUCUCGUCUUCGAGAUCAAUUAAAGGAGAAAGCUGCUGCGAGAGAGGACAUAGAAGAAAAAUAUUCUUCGUUACAAGAUGAAGCUGCUGCAAAGACUCGACGCCUGCGACGCACAUGGAAUGAAUUAUGUGAAGUCAGAACUGAACUUGCGGAUUCCGAGGCAGAACACCAUCGUGAGGUAGAGGGGCUUUUGGAGAGCAUAAGACAGCUUAGAAAGGAGCUUCUCCUCAACAUGACGAUUAUUGAUGAAUACAUUCCUCCUGAAUACGUAGAGUUGAUCGAGAAGUACGUGAGCUGGAGUGAGGAGAUGGGUGAUUGGCAGUUGAACGCUAUCGCCUACACUGGGAACAACAUGCGGGCGGCAGCACCACUUCCUGUUCAGCCGUAUCAGGUGAGAGAUGAUGUACAGUUGAAACAAAUUCCUUCACUUUUUAUUUGGGGACGUUUUCUAAAGUUAUUCAGGAGUUUAUGA